This is a messenger RNA of Solanum dulcamara, 426 nucleotides long. RefSeq lists its product as uncharacterized. The coding region runs from base 1 to 426 and encodes 141 amino acids. The transcript has 2 exons. The record is from RefSeq and is a predicted model, not a curated record. Lineage: Eukaryota; Viridiplantae; Streptophyta; Magnoliopsida; Solanales; Solanaceae.
AUGGGUACUGCCAAGGAGGCGGAGUUGAUGGAGAGAGAGGAGUUUGGGGCCCCUAAGAGGGCCUGUGCUUCUAGUCAGUUUUCGGGUACCUCAUCUGGAGGUAGAGGGAACUAUAGAGGAGGUGAUUCCUUCCAACGUAGAGGACCAAUUCAUGCAUCUAUGCUAGCUUUUAAGGAUGGUCAGACACCUCGUGGGUCCUACAGUACAGGUCAGAGUUACCAUGGGUCACAACAGAGGGAGGGUCGAGGAGGAACCCAACCUAGUUCUUCAGUUUCAGUUAGAGGACCAGCGCCUCCGAUUAGAGGUCGAGGUAUAGCCCAGACUAGUAGAGGUGGUCGUAUGCUUGGUAGGAGUGCUGGUGGUGCUAUAGUCCAUCAGGGAAGAGGUAGAGGUGUUGGACAGGUCGGAGGUGGUAGAGGAUCUUAG